AUGUUACCAAAGGAUAGUCCUCCUACUGAAUACACGUACGUGAAAGGUGCUUUAAGCUUUUAUGUAGCCGAGCGUGCUGACUAUAAUAGAACCCGAGCAUGGCUUUCCAUAUUCGGCGCCUUCACAUGUGCAUUUUGCACGGUGGGCUUCAUGAACUCGUUUGGCAUCUUCCAAGAGUAUUACGCAAAGAAUCAGCUAUCCUCAAGCUCCACAUCUACCAUCGCAUGGAUUGGGGCUAUAUCAAUCUUCUUUCUGUUUGCCACAUCUGUCGGAGCGGGGGCAAUGCUUGAUAUUUUCGGACCAAAGCUUAUGGUAUAUGUUGGCUCAUUUGGGUGUGUUUUUGCCCUGAUGAUGACUUCACUAUGCGAGGAGUUUUAUCAAUUCCUACUUACCCAGGGUAUCUUGUUUGGUAUUUCCAUGGGUCUGGCGACAUGGCCAAUGCUCGCAUUGGUUGGACAAUACAUCAAAGCGAAGCGUGCUGCGGCGAUGGGAAUUGUUCUUGCGGGUUCCUCGCUCGGCGGCAUUAUCUGGCCCAUUGCAAUCAACAGAUUGGUUAAAAAUCCCAAUCUUGGAUUUUCCUGGACAAUGCGAAUUGUUGGCUUUAUCAUGAUUCCAUGCUUUACCUUCUCUUGUGCAGUUGCCAAAUCUCCGGACACACCUAAGACGAGUGUGGAGAGUCACCAUACAAGCCAACAACGUCACGAAUAUAUCUCUGGACAAAAGGACAUACCGCCGAGUCACAAGGCAGAGGCUCUGGCCCUUGUGCGAAAGCCAUCCUUGCAGCUACUGUGCCUUGCAAUGUUCAUCAUAUACUUUGGCAUGUUCUCGCCGUUCUUCUACACGACUUCCUACGCAGUCGAGAAAGGAUUUUCGACAUCUCUAGCAUUCUAUACGGUGUCCAUUGUGAAUGGCGCAUCUUUCCCUGGGCGAGUUCUCCCUGGCAUCAUUGCUGAUAAGUACGGAAAAUUCAACUGUUGCAUCAUCGCCACUAUAUCCGCAGGGAUAAUUGCAUUGUGCUGGACCAAGGUGACAUCUGUGGCCGGACUGGUAAUUUGGUGCGCUGCAUACGGCUUUGCGUCUGGAGGCAUUCUAUCCCUCCAGCAAGCUUGUGCAGCUCAAAUUUCUACUUCUACCACUCUUGGCUUAGCCAUCGGAACUGUGUCAGGUUCCACAGCUCUAUCGUAUGACCGCCAUUUCUCGAAAAGAUAA
Molecule: messenger RNA, 1209 nt
Organism: Penicillium digitatum Pd1
Lineage: Eukaryota; Fungi; Ascomycota; Eurotiomycetes; Eurotiales; Aspergillaceae
Source: RefSeq, a predicted model, not a curated record